Messenger RNA from Chroicocephalus ridibundus (black-headed gull), 2448 nucleotides. Its product is annotated as C-type lectin domain family 2 member L-like. NCBI's taxonomy places the organism in Eukaryota, Metazoa, Chordata, Aves, Charadriiformes, Laridae. The transcript has 5 exons. Bases 60 to 617 code for a protein of 185 amino acids. The record is from RefSeq and is a predicted model, not a curated record.
CGCUCCGGCAGUUCCGUCCCCGUGAUCUCCUCACCCGGCGGAGCAGCCGCUCCGCACCCAUGGGACGCCGAGGGGGCGGUGGCGGGGACCGCAGCAGCUCCCCGGAGCGGGGGCCGGGGACCGCCAAAGGUCUGUUCUCAAAUAUCUGGUUAUGGCGAGGUGUUGCUGGAGUCCUUGCUGCUGCUGUCAUUUUGAUUUUGUGUAUUCAGUUUGUAAACCGUUCUUCAGACAAAGGUUUUCCUGUUUGUCCUUCCCUGGAACUCUGUCCAUCAGAUUGGCUCUAUUUCCAGAGGAAAUGCUAUUACCUCUCGGAGAGUGAAGCCAACUGGAACUCCAGUCAGAGCUUCUGCUCUUUGCACAAUGCUUCUCUCCUGGUGAUCGAAGAUCAUCAGGAACUGAGUUUUAUGGUGAAGAUAACAAAGGAAGACCCGUGGAUUGGACUCUAUAAAAGAAAUGAAGAGUUCUUUUGGGUAAAUGGGAAAGCAUUAGACAAUGAACUGAUUGAAGUAAAAGGCUCUGGAAACUGUGCCUAUCUUGAGUCAAAAGGAGUCUCGGCCUCUGGAUGUUAUUUAACCAGGAAGUGGGUCUGUAGCUUGAGUAUUAGCUUAGCACGAUAAAGGUGGAUGAAGCCACCACCCUAACACUUAACUGCUCUGAUAUGAUGCCUGCACAGGCUAUGUCUAUACUCUGGGUGCUGGGAACACAUCUCAGCUCCUGCCUGGAGGUGAAUGACCUUUCUGGUAGCCAGAAUUCUCUGCCCAUGUAGGAAGCUUCUGUUUUUUAAAGAUACCAUUUAAAAGGCUUGCUUCAGCAUCUUGAUAAGUCAUUUCCUUGCCCCAUUUUUCUAGCUACUGCUCAGCCUAUAGUUUCUUUCUGUUGUGUCAUGAGUAUUUCUUCCACUAACUCUUCUCUUGCAGGAUCCUAAGCAGCUGCUCUUUCUUUUCCUUUUUGGUGUGCAGUUGGAGGCAUUUGUUCUGCUUUUCCCUUAGCCAAGCUCUGUGUGCAGGGAUGGUUUGUGAAGUGGGUCUGCCUGAAGGUCUACCAGUGCCUCUCAGAUAUAGGGUGAUGCAGAAAUGAACGCUGUUGUUUUAGACAGGGCCAUUGCAGAUUUUGCUCUCCUCAUUUGAUGGGGUGCAUCUUUUGUGAUUCCGCAUUGUGUUCCAUGUUUUGCUAAUGUUAUUUUGCAUUAAUCAUGUUAAAUUAGCUUGACAGUAUUAUCAUUGGCAUUUAUGUAGCUGCACUGUGCCUGAGGUGGUUCUUCCCACAGCACUUACAUUACAAAAAAAAAAGUCAUCAGAAUAGAUAGAAUAUUUAUUUACCUGAGCAUCUGCAGUAAUGGGGAAAAAGAGCUUGAACUGAAAAAGUAAUAGUGAAGCUGCAGGUGUUAAUGUUGUAAAGUUAGAAAUAGUUCUCAGUGUAAAUAGGCAAAAUCAUGAGUAGAGAAUAAGAGAAUGAACAGUAAAGGAUUUUCUCUGUGGUUUUCUGGUGUCCUGUGCCUCUCAGAUCAUGAGGCUUCCAAGCAAGCGGUUCAUUUCUGGAUGGACAAUGACUGUGUUUUUCCAUGUGCGUAUCAUUUUCAGCAGCAGCACCCAAUGCUGUUGAGUUGCUAUGAGCCUGAAUAGAAUUGGGAUGCAGUCCUGCUGAACUCUGUCCACUCAUGGCUAGCAGGUAACCCGAAGAUUAAAAGUGCCAUUUGACCCAGAGGAGGCAAAGCAGUUUAUUUUCCUGGAAGGACUAUUUUCCUAUCGGGUUUCUAGAGGAGGAAUAAUGGGAAAUUCGCGUGUAUAGCAGGGCAAAAUACUUCCCUGCCUAGAAUAAAAUCUGGAAAACUCGUUUUCGUGGGAUCUGGGUGCUAUGGAGAGGGCUAUGGACUCCGCGGGACUUCUUGGAGGAGCAAGUGGAGCCAGUUUUGGAGUAGCCACUAGAGCGCGCUGUAGUUUCAGGGAAGGGGAGAUAACUCUGCCUUCUCGUUUUUUAGGAAUGUAAAGUUGCACCAGGUUUGACAGAUUAUGUGAAGUCUUGUUGGUGCGUUGGGGUUUUUUGUCCCAUUUGUAAUUAUUUUUGCCUUCACCGUGUUUUUAUGCAAAUUUUAUUGCUGUCUAGUUUCGUUCACGUCUCGGUUAUGCUUUCAUUAUUUUCUGUGACAAUAGGACUUUACUGUAACAGGCCCAUGCAGUAUGGAUAUUGUUAACAACUUGUGACUUUUAGAUGUUUAUUUAUGUACGGUCACUAAUGUUGCUGAACUACACCUUUUUUAAUUGCUUGUAUUCUUUAUAGGCACAGUAACAGAACUCUACAGUAUGAAUACCCUAAUAAUCUAUGUGUUAAUUUAUAAGUAACUAGUUGAGGGGAGGGCAUUCUGCAAUGUUUUUAAAUUAACUAGCUCUGAAGGAUAUGGUAUGUGCAAUAGUCCUGAACGAUAAUAAAUAUCUUUACAGAGCCUCUGAA